GAUGUUUUGUUGUAAAUGUCAAAAAAGUGACUUCAAUUAACCGAAGUGUUUUCAAUAAUACAUUCGCUACAGAUCGCCUCAAUGUGGCCUUAUCACAGCGGUUUAGAGUUGACGUUUUAAUUGGUUUUUGUUUCAGGCCGCUCAGAUAAUCGGUGAAAAAAAAAACCCUCGAGUCCGUAACAUCACUAUAACUAGCGUAUAGUCCCCAAAAUAGUGAAAGUGGGGCCCCAUUUGAAGCGUUCUUUCACUCCCCCAUCAUGUUCGCCGUCCAUCGCUUUGUGAGCCUCUCUGUGAUAAUAUUUAUUAAGGGCAUUGGCAGUGUUACGGAAGCCCAUGGUUCUAUUUAUAGCGGUGUAGAUGUUUGUAGCGACUCUGGACACACAACGUUAAACGACAAAUGGCGGGAAAUCGGUAAUGGCGGAUCCGGAAACUGUGACCAAGGACUUCCGGAAGGAUGGUACAAGUUCCAGAUCAAUGGGAAACCGGCCAAGAUACCUACACUGUGCAUUAAGAACAAGGCCUGCGGGACGGUGGUGCCGCUGAGGGUGGACCUACACGAGCAGCAGGUGCCCGCCGUGAACCACUCGCUCCGUGUGUCUGUCUGUGGCUCCUAUACGAUCCUCGGCAAGUGGGACUGCUGUGUACUCAGGCGGCCCGGGAUCCUCCACAACUGUGGUGACUUCUUUGUGUACCACCUGAGUCCCCCCGACAGGUGCGAUGUGGGAUACUGUGUAGUCGGAGGAGAUAAUCCAAUGGCGCUUCACGCCUUCACAGCCAAAACAGGGGAGCCUUCUGAUGACCCACCCCACCCUACCUACCGGGUACCUGUCAGUCCCACGUAUACCACGCAAGGAAGAAAAAAAUGUACGGCCAGUGAGCGACAUUGUCCUAACGGUUGCGUCCCAUUAUCCCAGAGCUGUCCAAUGACAUUAGACUUCAACCCGUUGCCAAAGAGAAUAGUGCAUACAUUUGACACAAUAAGACAGCCCCACUUUUUCACGAAGAAAGUCAGAACGACUCUCUUAACUACUACAACUGAUACUGAUAACGAGAAAACCACUAGUGACCAAAACAAAAUGUCGGUGUCCACCACCCCACCAUCCACCACCCCACUAUCCACCAUCGAGGGCAGGGGGAUCAUAGAGACCACUUCUGACCAGAACGAUGUAUCCAUGUCCACUAGAGAGCAGCCUACCACCAGCCGAACCGACCCUAGGGGGACAUACACUACAGUGAUUUCCUCCAUCACUUCCGGUUCCGGUCCCAGGAAACAUCUCACCAGCCCGGAUAUCCGAGUCACUGUCGUUACUGUGGGUGAAAACAACGUCACACAAACGUCAACCAACCCGCCUGUAGCCCCUAAAAACGCGACCCACCAAAACUACACGGAGGUCCUGAUUGACCAAUCAGAGACCACUAAAGUGGCGGCCAGGGACCAUGACAACCAGAAUGAACAGCCCGCGGCAGAUGAGUCGUAUUGUGGGGUAGUCUUGGCAUUUGAAUUCGAGGCUUCCUAUUUGCAAGAUACAAACUUCACAAACUUCCGGAAGAAACUACAAGUCGUGUUCGCCUCUCUACUCAACAUCUACUACGUGGAGGAUCACGGGGUAUAUCUGAAGGGACUAUUUUCUUGGCAGAUGAGGUAUCAAAGGGAAGCGUCCAAAUCCUACACCUUCUCGCACGUGCACUUUGGUCGCGGAGUUCACAACGAAUCUCUGUAUUACAUCACAGUGUUUGCGGAAGACAUUUUCAAUAGAGUUCUGUACUUACCAGAUAGAGUACUUGUGACCCUUCUUCAAAACGCAACAGUGACGGCGUAUAUUCAGGACGAGAUCAGAGAUUUUCACGCUACGUUCCUUAACCUGACCACCCAGAGCCUCGAUGUGAGCCCCGGGGAUCACCCGAGCCUCCCGGCACUGCUGGACAACCUCGCGCUGUGCGUUUCCCUCGUGGUUCUUUUCUCCAUCAUCUUCAUAUGUGCACUUUUCGCGGUGUUGAAAACGAAGAGCAAGAACCGGUGUAUGAAGCUCCGCAGGAAGUCUGGCCAGUAUUAUGUCAAGUGGGAAAAGGCAUUAAAACGUGAUGUAUGUAAAGGGAUCGUGUAUAUAGAAAAUCCAACCAAAGACACGUGUAUUGUAAAGGGGGACAACUCUGUGAACCAGACUCUGAUUGGUCCACGGGAACGAGGCUGUCCGGAAGAAGAGGACAACCUUGUGAAUCAGCAGCGCGGUAAUCAGUUUCCGGGACUUCCGUCACGGACGUUUCCGUUUCCAGAGUGCAAUGAUCUUGUAUUCAUUCCAGGCGUGCAAACAAAGUUAUAGCACCACAUUCAUAUUUCAGCCAACACAACGUCUCAGCAGGUUUUUUUUUAAAUACGUGAUGAAGGAUAUUUGAGCAAGAGAUAAACUGGUCCCAACACUUGAAUCGUUUUCACUUACUGAGUGACUGAAGACAUAUUUUGAAGUCCUUUGUUACAGCUUCAUAAACUAAAUGGCCCUUAGUCUAUAUCUGCAUAGCAGUGAAAGGGUUGUACAUGUAUGCACGUGUACAUGUCUGCACGUGCAGGCUUUGCUAAAGCACGGGCAUUGCUUUCCAUUGUGGACAUUUUUCCAGGGAGUUUAUAAUUAUAUGUUGUUAAUAUUUAUUUUACACAUCAUUCUUAUCGUUGCUGUAUAUUUUUUGCAAUGUGCUUUUGUGUUGAUUCUGAAGUGUGUUCUGGGUAAUAUUACCCAUUAUUUAUUUAUGCAUUUUGAAGAUAUCUUUUGUUUACAGGUACAUGUACUUACAUAGAUGGAGCGAUGUAACGCUCAAUGUGUCAGUGUCAAACUGUUCAUUUUAAUUUACUACUUCAAGUGUUCAAAACAUUAAUAUUUGAAUGGUAUUGUACGAUCGGUAUGGUUUAAUGUUGUACAGUUUAUCGCUAUACCGAGUACGUAUUCAGGGCUUGCAAUGAAAACUGUAUCGCCAACCAAAUGGUGCUACACAAUAAUGAACAUUUUUUUUUACGUAUUUAAGAAAAGAAAAUCAAAAGUAAUGCCAGGGUAUAAGGUUUAGGGUAAUGGAUGUUUGAUUUGAUAUUCUCGCUUACACAUAAGAAAUGUUAGGACUACAUGUCUACCAUAUCUACAUCUGUAAGAUAUCAAGCCCAUGUAAGCGAGGUCUCAGUUUUGAGAUGUGCGGUAAAUGGCGGACAUGGAGAAACGACGGA
Messenger RNA from Magallana angulata, 3208 nucleotides. RefSeq lists its product as uncharacterized. Bases 258 to 2321 code for a protein of 687 amino acids. Lineage: Eukaryota; Metazoa; Mollusca; Bivalvia; Ostreida; Ostreidae. The record is from RefSeq and is a predicted model, not a curated record. The transcript is spliced from 11 exons.